CGGCAUAUAUAUAUGUAGGUUAAAAGCAAGUCAUAAAAUAUCAUAAGUUAUAUAAAGCUGCAAAGAGAAGUUGAAAACAUUGGAGAAGAUUAUGGCUGCAUCAUCGGUCGGCAGAGAUGAUCUUGCGAGUUCAAUGAGUAGGCGAAUGAGUAUCUCGUCGUCGAGUAGAAGGAGUUGGGCUUCAGCUAGUAUAAGAGAGGCGAUUUCAGGAGGGUUGACAGCAAGUCAUGAUGCUUUUGAAAGAAGUGGUAAAGAGGAGGAUGAUGAAGAGGAACUUAAAUGGGCUGCCAUUGAGAGACUUCCUACGUAUGAUAGAUUACGAAAAGGAAUUAUUAAGCAAGUUCUUGAUGAUGGAGAAAUCGUUCAUCAACAAAUCGAUAUUACGAAACUUGGACCUCAAGAUAAAAAACAGCUUAUGGAGAGAAUAUUAAAAGUUGUAGAAGAAGAUAAUGAAAAUUUUCUUAUUAGAGUUAGAGCUAGAACCGAUAGGGUAGGGAUUGACAUUCCAAAGAUUGAAGUUCGCUAUGAGAACUUAUCGAUUGAAGGAGAUGUUCAUGUUGGCUCCAGGGCGCUUCCUACUUUACUAAAUUCUACUUUGAACUCUUUAGAGGGAUUUCUUCAACUCGUUAGGCUUGUUCCGUCCAAGAAAAGGGUUGCAAAAAUCUUGCACGGCGUGAGUGGGAUUGUGAGGCCAUCCCGGAUGACACUACUUCUUGGACCCCCAGGUUCUGGGAAAACUACAUUGCUGAGAGCACUUUCCGGAGUAAUAGAUUCAGAUCUAAGAAUCACAGGAGACGUUACUUAUUGUGGUCAUCAUAUGUCAGAGUUUAUUCCUCAGAGAACAUGUGCUUAUAUUAGCCAACAUGAUCUCCACCAUGGUGAGAUGACUGUCAGAGAGACUUUUGAUUUUGCUGGUCGUUGCCUAGGUGUAGGAACCCGAUAUGACCUCCUGGCAGAACUUUCACGGCGUGAGAAAGAGGAGGGGAUCAAACCAGACCCAGAAAUUGAUGCUUUCAUGAAAGCCACGGCAGUGUCUAGUCAAGAAUCCACUUUGGUUACAGACUAUGUUCUAAAAAUCCUUGGAUUAGAUAUCUGUGCUAAUAUCCUGGUGGGUGAUCAAAUGAGGCGAGGAAUAUCAGGUGGACAAAAAAAACGUGUUACUACUGGAGAAAUGUUGGUUGGGCCUGCAAAAGUGUUCUUCAUGGAUGAAAUUUCAACUGGUUUGGACAGUUCUACCACUUUUCAGAUGGUCAAAUAUAUGAAACAAAUGGUUCAUAUCAUGGAUGUAACCAUGAUCAUCUCGCUUCUUCAGCCCGCACCUGAAACCUUUGAAUUAUUUGAUGAUAUAAUUCUACUCUCUGAGGGUCAAAUCGUCUACCAAGGCCCACGUGAAGACAUUCUUGGCUUCUUUGAUAGUGCAGGGUUCAGAAUUCCAGAAAGAAAAGGAGUUGCUGACUUUUUGCAAGAAGUUACUUCAAAGAAAGACCAAGAACAAUACUGGUUCAACAAAAACCAACCUUACCAUUACGUUUCCGUACCUGAAUUUUGUCAAAUGUUUAGUCGGUUUGAAGCCGGUGAGCGUCUUUAUCAUGAUCUUUCAAUCCCUUACGACAAAACCAGUGUGCAUCCAGCGGCUUUGGUGACUGAAAAGUACGGAAUAUCUAACAUGGAGCUUCUUAAAGCAAACUUAGACCGAGAGUGGUUAUUGAUGAAACGAAACGGCUUUUUGUAUAUAUUUAAGACCACUCAGAUCACUAUCAUGUCAGUUAUUGUUUUUACAGUAUUCUUCAGAACUGAAAUGCAUGUUGGUCGAAUUGAAGAUGGUGGGAAGUUCUUUGGUGCAUUGUUCUUUAGUCUCUUGACUGUAAUGUUUAACGGGGCUGCUGAGCUAGGGCUCACGGUUAUGAGGCUCCCUGUGUUCUUUAAACAAAGGGAUUCACUAUUCUACCCUGCAUGGGCAUUUGCAAUCCCUAUAUGGAUUAUGAAAAUUCCUAUAUCAAUCAUGGAAUCAGUAAUUUGGAUGGUUUUAACAUAUUACACUAUUGGAUUUGCUCCUUCUGCUAGUAGGUUUUUCAAACAACUUUUGACUUAUAUCAGCUUACAUCAAAUGGCGUUGUCUCUUUUUCGUUUCAUUUCUGCACUUGGAAGAACACAAGUCGUAGCAAAUGCUCUUGGUACCUUUUCAUUGCUGCUUGUUUUUGUACUCGGCGGAUUCAUUGUUUCCAAAGAUGACAUUGAGCCAUGGAUGAUAUGGGGCUAUUAUGUCUCCCCCAUGAUGUAUGGACAAAAUGCCAUCGCGAUUAAUGAAUUCCUAGAUGCUAGAUGGAGUGCUCCCAACCCAGAUGCACGAAUCAAUGAACCAACAAUAGGGAAAGCUCUUCUCAAGUCUAGGGGAAUGUUCACCACUGAGUAUAUGUUUUGGGUUUGUGUCAUUGCGCUUUUGGGGUUUUCUUUGCUGUUUAACCUCUUCUUUGUGUUAGCUCUGACAUACUUGAAUCCUCUCGGAGAUUCAAAAAGUGUUCUUCCAACAGAGGAUGAGCAAAAUCAGAAGCAUUUACAAAAAGAAACAGAAAUGGCAGCAAGAAACAACAAUAAGAAAGGAAUGGUGCUUCCGUUUCAGCCACUGUCACUUGCAUUUGAUCAUGUCAAUUACUAUGUAGACAUGCCUUUUGAAAUGAAAGCACACGAAAUAGAAGAGUCUCGUCUACAUUUACUACAAGAUGUCAGUGGUGCAUUCCGGCCAGGUGUACUUACAGCACUGGUUGGUGUUAGUGGGGCCGGGAAGACCACACUAAUGGACGUGUUAGCUGGAAGAAAGACUGGAGGGUAUAUUGAUGGAAGUAUUAGUAUCUCAGGUUAUCCUAAAAAGCAAGAAACUUUUGCUCGUGUGAGUGGUUACUGUGAACAAAAUGACAUCCAUUCUCCCAAUGUCACAGUUUUUGAAUCACUUGUGUACUCUGCCUGGUUGCGCCUUUCUCCAGAUACAACUAAACAAACAUGCCAGAUGUUUUUGGAGGAAGUCAUGGAUCUGGUAGAAUUGAACUUAUUAAGGAAUGCACUAGUCGGCCUUCCAGGAGUAGAUGGUCUCUCUACUGAGCAAAGAAAGAGACUUACAAUAGCAGUAGAGUUGGUUGCUAAUCCUUCAAUUAUCUUCAUGGAUGAACCCACAUCAGGACUUGAUGCAAGAGCUGCAGCUAUUGUCAUGCGUACUGUUAGAAAUACAGUUGACACUGGUAGAACUGUUGUAUGCACGAUUCACCAACCAAGCAUCGAUAUUUUUGAAGCUUUUGAUGAGGCAAGUUAUCUUAAACUUACUUCGUUUAGUCGAUUCAAAGUGCAUCAAAACUUACUUAUUACUUUCAUGCAGCUAAUGUUGAUGAAAAGGGGUGGGAGGGUCACAUACAAUGGACCUCUUGGGCACCAUUCUCACCUGCUUAUAGAAUAUUUUGAAUCUAUUCCAGGGGUUAACAAAAUAAAAGAAGGUCAAAACCCGGCUACAUGGAUGCUGGAUGUUAGUUCUUCUGCAGUUGAAUCUCAACUAGGUGUUGAUUUUGCAGACAUCUAUACCAACUCAUCUCUGUAUAAGAGGAACCAGGAGCUCAUUAAAGAGCUCAGUACACCCGCACCAGGGUCUCGCGAUCUUUACUUCCCUACUAAAUACUCUCAAUUGUUUUGGGCACAAUGCUUAGCUUGCUUAUGGAAACAACAUUGGUCUUACUGGAGGCAUCCACAGUACAAUGUUGUUCGGUUCUUGAUGACUAUAGUGAUUGGCAUUAUCUUUGGGGUGAUUUUCUGGGAUAAGGGCCAAAAAACGGACCAACAACAAGAUGUGAUGAAUUUGAUGGGAGCUAUGUAUGCCGCUGUCUUGUUUCUUGGCGGAACAAGCACUUCGGCUGUGCAGACUGUAGUGUCUGUAGAACGAACAGUUUUCUAUCGUGAAAAAGCAGCAGGGAUGUAUUCAGCAAUACCGUACGCAUUUGCUCAAGUAGCUAUUGAAGUUGCCUAUAUAUGCAUCCAAACAUUAAUCUAUAGUCUACUUAUUUACUCAAUGAUGGGGUUCCAUUGGUCUGCUGACAAGUUCUUCUGGUUCUACUACUACAUGUUCAUGUCCUUUGUCUACUUCACAUUAUAUGGGAUGAUGCUUGUAGCCCUUACACCAAAUUACGCAGUAGCAGCCAUUACAAUGUCAUUCUUCCUUAAUUUCUGGAACCUGUUCUCCGGUUUCAUGAUCACUAGAACGCAAAUCCCAAUAUGGUGGAGGUGGUACUACUGGGGUUCACCGGUCGCAUGGACACUGUACGGCCUAAUCACGUCCCAGCUUGGUCAAAAUGAAAGCCUUGUAGUGAUACCAGGCCAGGAUUCCGUUACAGUUAAGGAAUACAUCAAAGAUUUCUUUGGAUUUGAGUACGAUUUUCUUGGGUACGUAGCUUUGGCUCAUGUUGGUUGGGCUGUUCUCUUCUGUUUCGUCUUUGCUUAUGGCAUCAAGUUUCUAAACUUCCAAAAAAGAUAGAUAAAUCAUCCAAAAUCUGGCAAAUGUAUAUAACAGAUUUGCAUAGAAAGUAUAACUUAUAGUUUUAACCAUUUAAACGUUUACUUUCCGGCUGCCGCUAUUGUU
Molecule: messenger RNA, 4615 nt
Organism: Erigeron canadensis
Lineage: Eukaryota; Viridiplantae; Streptophyta; Magnoliopsida; Asterales; Asteraceae
Product: pleiotropic drug resistance protein 2-like
Exons: 18
Coding region: 92-4510 (1472 amino acids)
Cellular component (GO): membrane
Molecular function (GO): ABC-type transporter activity; ATP binding; ATP hydrolysis activity
Source: RefSeq, a predicted model, not a curated record